This is a messenger RNA of Penaeus chinensis, 1742 nucleotides long. Its product is annotated as putative gamma-glutamylcyclotransferase CG2811. Gene Ontology annotation, molecular function: gamma-glutamylaminecyclotransferase activity. The record is from RefSeq and is a predicted model, not a curated record. NCBI's taxonomy places the organism in Eukaryota, Metazoa, Arthropoda, Malacostraca, Decapoda, Penaeidae. The coding region runs from base 139 to 597 and encodes 152 amino acids. The transcript has 5 exons.
CUCUCCCAAAUGGGUAUCGUUGUCAACCCCGCCUGAGCCACAACACGAAGGUCAUUUCCUUCAGCGGACGCUCGCCUGUGGGAAGGCUCUCUGGCGUUGAACUUCAUCUGCGUAUCUUCUAGGAGGUUAUAAAGGAUAAUGGCAACCAACCUCGUCUUUGUGUACGGCACCCUAAAGCAGAACGAGCCGAACCAUCACUGGCUCACCGACAAGGAAAACGGAGAGUCUAAGCUCGUUGGGAAGGCAACAACUCAAGAACGAUAUCCUCUUGUUAUAGCGUCAAAAUUCAACAUUCCAUUUUUGUUAGCUGUUCCAGGAAAAGGGGAGCAAAUUGAAGGCGAGGUGUAUGAAGUUGACGAGAAAAUGAUGUCAAAUUUAGACAUUCUGGAGGACCAUCCCAAACUUUAUGAGAGAAAGAAAAACAAAAUGACGUUAGAAGCAACAGGGGAAGUGGUCGAGUGCUGGAUUUACCUGCUACACAAGUACCGACCAGACCUACUGGAUUUACCGAUGUUAAAAUCUUACUCCUCAAAGGGUUCACAUGGGAAGGAAUAUGUUGCGAGCGAAGAUGAUUUGUCAGAUCCUGAAAACAUAUGAUACGAAAGAAGCGAAGAAGCUCUACAUCACAGGCCUGGAGAUCACUUAGCAAUGUUUUAUGUUUAAUACCUUUCUGGGCCCGUUGGCUGUGGGUUUGUGUAGUCCACUGUCAUUUUUUCUCUCUCUCUCUCUCUCUCUCUCUCUCUCUCUCUCUCUCUCUCUCUCUCUCUCUCUCUCUCUCUCUCUCUCUCUCUCUCUCUCAGAUGGCUCCACAAAUGUUCAGCCACGAUGGAGUUCAUUAGUAAGCCUAAGCUACUGCACCAGAUUUCCCUGUUCCUCUAAUUUUUUGGGAAAAGAGUAUUUCUUUUAAUAUGGUUAAUUUCAAUACAGUAAUUAUUAUUAUCAUAUUUACAUAAUGAUUAGUAUGAUAUUAAUAAAAUGCAAAUGAGAAUAUAAAUAAUGUAUUAAUAAAAAUCUUUCUGAAAAUCUUUAUCAGUAAUUUUGUAAGAAAGUGACAAAGACUAUGAUUUCUAUAUAAAUCUAUAACUAUAUUUAUCUGUGAAUGUAUAUCCUGAUCUAUAAUCAUCUAUUUCUUUACAUAUCUAUACCUAUCAUAUAUAUAACUACGAAGUGACGCACUGCCCCCUGGACCCCAAAUCAUGCCUAAUGUAAAAGAAGAAUUUGGGAAGGUACUAAGAAGAAUCAGGGUAAUUAAUUACAUUUAUAAUUUUGAAUGACAGUAAAUUAUUUUCCUCAUACGAAUACCCAAUGGAUGGCUGUAUAAUCUUAAGAGAGAGAUGUGUUCUCUAAGUUGUGUAGACUAUAAUAAUAUUAAACAGUAGGUACACAUUGUUUUUGGUUAAUUGUGUUUAAUUUAAUGUGUUUUUGCACAGGUAAAAAGAAAUUCGGUUUGGUGCUAAUAAGUAAAUAAUUUUGCUUUGUCUUGUAUAGUUUUUCACAAGACCUAACUCCCUGGGGCCACAAAUAUCUAUGUAAGCCCCUGUAUCUACACCUAUAUUUGUCUAUGUUUAUCUAUCUGUUUAUCUUAUUAUACAGUUUAUGCAUUUACUCACGUCUGGUUAUGAUUAGGAAAUAUUUUCAUGUUAGAUAAGUACGACUUGUUUUCCCAAUUUCCACUUGAGCUGUAAAGGCUUUUUGGGUGUUGUUACUAAUGGGAGAGUGCAAUAAAUCUGCCUACCAUUCCA